Rana temporaria (common frog) is the source of this 3994-nucleotide messenger RNA. Its product is annotated as cytochrome P450 2K6-like. The record is from RefSeq and is a predicted model, not a curated record. The transcript is spliced from 10 exons. Gene Ontology annotation, biological process: xenobiotic metabolic process. Gene Ontology annotation, molecular function: heme binding; iron ion binding; oxidoreductase activity, acting on paired donors, with incorporation or reduction of molecular oxygen, reduced flavin or flavoprotein as one donor, and incorporation of one atom of oxygen. Gene Ontology annotation, cellular component: intracellular membrane-bounded organelle; cytoplasm. Bases 116 to 1597 code for a protein of 493 amino acids. Lineage: Eukaryota; Metazoa; Chordata; Amphibia; Anura; Ranidae.
ACCAGUUUGAGCGCAUUGCAGUCUAAGCAUUCAACCAGGCUUGAAAAAACGAAUAACUGGCUCUGACACUAAAGAAGGGAAAAGACCACAAAUCUGACACGAUAUUGCUGAAGACAUGUUUCCCAUGGACCCUGUGACCAUUCUUGUCUCCAUCGUUGUCAUCCUUUUCUUGGUCAAAGUUUACAACAGCCAGAAGCAGGAAAAAGGCAAAAACCUCCCUCCAGGACCCAGACCUUUCCCCCUCAUUGGAAGUAUUCACCUAAUUGACCUAAAGAAACCCCACAUAUCCUUUAUGGAGUUGUCCAAGCAGUAUGGUCCAGUAUACACCAUCCAAUUAGGAAUGUCAAAGACGGUUAUUAUGUGCGGAUAUGAUGCUGUAAAAGAAGCUCUAAUUAACCACGCAGAUGAAUUUGCUGACCGACCAAAAAUGCCAUUGUUUUAUAAGAUUGAAAAGGAUCAUGGCAUUGUCUUUUCCAAUGGAGAAAGCUGGAAGGCAAUGAGAAGAUUCACUCUAUCAACUCUACGGGAUUAUGGAAUGGGGAAGAAAGGUAUAGAAGACAAGAUUAAUGAGGAAGCUGAAUUCUUAGUGCAAACAUUUAGAUCCUACGGAGGGAAGCCCUUUGAUAAUCGGAUCCUUCUUAAUGCUGCUGUAGCUAACAUAAUAGUUUCCUUGCUGCUAAAUAGCAGGUUUGAAUACGACGAUCCAACCUUGUUAAACCUCAUGCACCUUGUAAAUGAAAAUAUAAGACUCAUGGGGACACCUAUGGCCAGGCUGUAUGACAUGUUCCCUACGUUGAUAGAUCCUCUACCAGGAGCCCACCACACAAUUGCUGAAAAUACAGAAAAACUGCAUGAUUUUAUGAGACAAACAUUUACCAAGCAGAGGAAAGACCUUGAUGUAAAUUAUCACAGAAAUCUUAUUGAUGCUUUCCUGGCAAAACAGCAAGAGGGAAAGCCAGAAUCGACACUGUAUUAUCAUGAUGACAACCUAAUUGCCCUGGUGGCCCAACUGUUUGGUGCUGGAAUGGAAACUACAUCCACUACGCUAAGAUGGAGCCUCCUGAUCAUGAUUAAAUACCCAGAAAUUCAAGAAAAAGUGCAAAAAGAAAUUGAAAAAGUUAUAGGCACAGCCCAACCAAAGCUAGAACACAGAAAGCAAAUGCCCUACACUGAUGCUGUUGUGUGUGAAGUUCAGCGCUUUGGCGAUAUUGCCCCAACUAACCUUCCACAUGCAACAACUUGUGAUAUCACUUUCAGAGGCUAUUUGAUUCCAAAAGGAACCACUAUUGUUCCAUUGUUGUCCUCCAUAUUGAAAGACAAAGCUUACUUUGCAAAGCCUGAUCAGUUUUAUCCAGAACAUUUUCUUGAUGCAGAUGGAAAGUUCAAUAGGAACGAUGCAUUCAUACCCUUCUCAGCAGGUAAGAGAAGUUGUGCCGGGGAAGGUUUGGCCAAAAUGGAGCUGUUCCUCUUCUUUACCACACUGCUGCAAAACUUCACAUUCAAGGCUCUACCUGGAACUGUUGUGGACCUCACUCCUGCACUGGGGUCUACAAAUGCUCCUUUGCCUCAGGAUAUCUGUGCUAUACCGCGCAACUAAAAUCUCCCUCCAAGAUCAUUUGAUGGCGUGCUUCUUCAUCCACACAACAGGAGUGACAGCAAUAUCUUCAUAACAAAUUUGAAGUAUCCAAAAACAAGAUUAUGUUUUUGAAUAUUGCUGUACAUUACCCAAAUUGUGUUUUGGAAAAGAUGAUUGUUGCAAUAAUUAUUGGAUUUUCUGCGGACUGUUGUCAUAGGUAGACAAAUCGUAGAAACCAGGUGGCCAAUGUGUCUGGCAAUACCAGCUGAUACCUAACUUUUUGAACAUUUAUUAUUAGCCAAAAUGUCACAGAGAAGAUAGAGAGAAAUGUAUAAGAUGAUAACAUCUUAACAACUUCAACAGUACACUUCAGCAUUGACAUUUUUGUUUUAUGUUUUGUAAAUAUGUGUUUUUAUUAUGAGAACGUUCUUAAUUCUUAGAUUCUUACCUAAAUGAGGAUGAUGCUAUUCUUCACCACCUCUUGGAAACACUCUUGGAAACACUCCACACAAAUGUCAUCAGCUCCAAGAAAGCAGGGGAAAAAGCUAGUCAUUGAUGACAUAAAAAAGUAAAUGGUAGCACAGAAGUGUAGAGCCUGGAGUGGGCAGGAAAAUGGGGUCUUGAAUUGUCUGAAAUGAGAUCUGGGCCAGAAGUAAGUCUAUUUGGCUUAAUAGAUAAAAGUGGAUUUCAUAAUCCCAGAUAGCAGGCAAUUGUGCUGCAAGUUUGAAAAUUACUUGCUACGCUAUUGCUAGAUUUGCCAGGCUUCACACGAGUCCGCAUUGCAUGAAUCCAUUUCAACUUUCUGUCAGGAACCAUAAAUCUUUUGGAGACAGAAAAUGCAGUAAAAAUCACAUCAUUUAAUAUAGUGGUAAAAAUGGUUCAAAUAGUAAAGGCAGUCAAAACAUAGCCAGGGUUCGGUAAUCAAAUUGGUUAGUCUGAACAAGCCAGGAAAUCAGGGAGCCAGAGAUCAGCGUAGUCAGAGCAGCAGGCAGAAGCAGAAGGGACAUCAGCCAGGCAAGUCUUCAACAGGAACACAGCAGAGAGUGUCUAGAUAUAUCAAGCAUAGAAUAAAUUGGAGAGGGUGCCAACUCCCGUAAAAACAAAAAGUCAAAAGUGUUAGGAUAGGGGUGUGGAGUUGAAUAUGCAGCACUUCCACUUUUGAGUGAAGGUAUGCUAUAAGUCCUUUUUUUUUUGCUAAAUGUAACUCUUUUUUGCAUUUACACUCACUGGCCACUUUAUUAGAUACGCCUUGCUAGUACCGGGUUGGACCCCCUUUUGCCUUCAGAACUGCCGUAAUUCUUUGUGACAUAGAUUUAACAAGUUGUUGGAAACAUUCAUCAGAGAUUUUGGUCCAUAUUGACAUGAUGGCAUCAUGCUGAAGAUUUGUCGGCUGCACAUCCAUGCUGCAAAUCUCCACAUCCCAAAGGUGAUAAGAUUGGGUGACCGUGGAGGCCAUUGAAGUACAGUAAACUUAUUGUCAUGUUCAAGAAACCAGUUGGAGAUUUGAGCUUUGUGCCAUGGAGUCAUCAGAAGAUGGGUACACUAUAGUCAUUGAGGGAUGUGCAUGGUCAGCAACAAUACUCACAUAGGCUGUGGCUUUUAAACGAUGCUCGAUUGGUACUAAGGGGCCCAAAGUGUGCCAAGAAAAUAUCCCCCACACCAUUACACCACCAUCCAGAACAAAACUUCCCCUAAAAGAUUCACAGUAUCGGGGACCCAUAGUGUGAAUCUAUAGUACAUCUACAUUGGAUCCCAGAUAACUGCCCCAGGUUCUAUUAUUUGUAUGAAAGGGGGCUGACUUAUGUAGUUAGGCCUCCAAUCGUGAUCCUAGCUAGGCCAACCAAUGGGACGUCAGCAUAGAGAGAUAUACUCGACUGCAGUGGGAAAGGGAAUUCACUUUAUGGAAGCAUCACUUGAUGGAAGGAUGACUUUGAUGGACACCUGACCUAAAAGGAUGAGUCUUAGUAAAAGGGUAACUAUGGUAUAGGCAUGUAUACUUACAUGUCGCAACUGCACACGCUUGUAAUCUAAUGUUUUAGAGGAAUAUGCUCUAGAUUCCUUCAUGUAAAUGUAUGUAUUUUAACCUACGGUCUUGUUUGAGACUAUAGAUAGGUUCUGUGUGUUAGAUUAGACUUUGUAUAAGCUCUAAUAAAUGUGUGUUAUGUUAAAGCUUUCACUCUGGACAAUAGAACUCUCUUAUUUUAACCAUAUAACAUAUAUGUGAGAUAUUUCAUCUUAAAUAUACAAUUACUUUGUAACAUAUAUAUGUAAUAAUUCACCAGAGAUGUUAUGGGUAAAGUUUUGACUUUUUAUGAUUACUGUCAUUUAUACUCUGACUGUUUGGGCAAAUCCUGGUGGGCUUUUGUACAAAUGUAUUUCUAAACAAUAUUGUGUACAAUAAACCGUGUUACAAAAAUA